AUGGACGAAGUGGCUUUAAUAUCGUUUGUACAACAAUAUGAGGAGUUGUAUAAUUUGCGACAUCCCCACUAUAUGAACCAGCAAAGACAGGACAACAUAUGGGAAGAAAUUGGGGAACAAAUGAAUGAUACUGGGUCAGUAUGUAGAGAAAGAUGGACUAGAAUACGAGAAAACUAUAGAAAGGCGUUGAGUUUAAUAAAGACCAAAAGUGGUCAAGCCGCUAACAAAAUAAAACCGCCUAAAUAUAACAAAGAGCUAAGCUUCCUCUUUCCCUAUAUAAACGAUGAAGAACAUAGAGUUUCAAAUACAUCAGUACCAGCACGAGAAACGCCCUCUUCAUUUGUUCUCCGCAAAGUAAUUAUUCAAUGGUUAACCAAGAUAGAUUUUUAA
Parnassius apollo (apollo) is the source of this 390-nucleotide messenger RNA. The record is from the annotation of a GenBank genome assembly. NCBI's taxonomy places the organism in Eukaryota, Metazoa, Arthropoda, Insecta, Lepidoptera, Papilionidae.